Molecule: messenger RNA, 579 nt
Organism: Saccoglossus kowalevskii
Lineage: Eukaryota; Metazoa; Hemichordata; Enteropneusta; Harrimaniidae
Product: (Lyso)-N-acylphosphatidylethanolamine lipase-like
Biological process (GO): phosphatidic acid biosynthetic process; lipid homeostasis
Cellular component (GO): mitochondrion; lipid droplet
Molecular function (GO): lysophosphatidic acid acyltransferase activity; carboxylic ester hydrolase activity
Source: RefSeq, a predicted model, not a curated record
AUGUCUGAGAUUUUUAAAAGAACACAACAAGAUCGUGUCAGUGCAUAUUCAGGCGGCGGUGAGAUUGGAUUCAAGAGUUUGUUGGGACCAUGGGGAUUUGCAAAGUUCCCAUUAAUACAUCGUAUCCAUGAAAUCAGGAAAGAUAUUCCAAUUACAUUUAUCUAUGGAGAGAAUACUUAUUCCAUAAUUGACAACAGCAUGGGAAAAAGAACAAAGGAAAUCAGAAAGGACUCGCAAGUUGAUGUGCAUCUCGUCAAAGAUGCCAGCCACCAUGUUUAUUCUGAUCAAGUUUACCAGUUUAACCAGUUAUUAUUAGAUACUUGCAAAGAAGUUCCAUGAUACAGGACAAAAUAUUUUUUUCCAUAAUUUUGAGGUGAUAGUUGACGCGGCAGACUACAUUCACACAAUUGCUUUUUUUUCACAAUUAGAAUCCAUCUCUACAUUGCUACUAAUAUUUAAUUCAUCGAUAUGUAUUUAUUACAUCACUUGUUCAUUUCAAAGAUAACAAUUUAAAAGCUGUAUGUAUUAGAUAUUUACAUAUAUUUUGUGAUCAAAUAAAUCAAAUGUAUAUAACUUUAA